This is a messenger RNA of Oncorhynchus gorbuscha (pink salmon), 428 nucleotides long. RefSeq names its product dystrotelin-like. Gene Ontology annotation, biological process: synaptic signaling. The annotation marks the transcript as partial. The record is from RefSeq and is a predicted model, not a curated record. Gene Ontology annotation, cellular component: plasma membrane. Lineage: Eukaryota; Metazoa; Chordata; Actinopteri; Salmoniformes; Salmonidae. The transcript is spliced from 5 exons.
AUACCCUCAUGGAUAUGGAUAGCAUUGAGGGGUUGAAUGAAGUGCGUCCUGCUGUGUAUCGCACUGCAAUGAAGCUCCGCUCCUUACAGAAACUCUGCCAUAUGCAUGUUGUGACACUGCGGGAGCUCAUCCCAGCCCUGUGCUCUCUGGGCGGAGCCCGGGACACUGGGGCGGGGCUUAGUGAACAGGAAGUGAGACAGUGCAUAAACAGGAUGUUCCAAAGCGUGUCACAGGAAGUACCUGGGCAGGUGUCGGCAGAGGCGCCAGAACAGACUUGCAGACUGCUGUACAGACUGUUUGACCGGGGACAGACUGGCGCUGUCUGUCGCAGGUCAGUUGAAGCCGCUCUCAUCUCUCUCUCAGCAGACACACUCUCAGCCAAACAUAAAGCUCUGGUUCGUCUGGCAGAGAGGUGCAGUGGGAGAGAG